UUCACGUAGUAUUCUUUGUCGGGGCCCAAAGCUCUCUCUCUCUCUCUCUCUCUCCUGUGCUCGUCAUCUCAUCACCAGUCAAUCUCUCUGGGUGUGUGCGUGUUGUACAGAAGAAGCAACCGAAGAAACCACCCAACUUGUAAAUAACAUUUAACCCAAACAGUUGUUUUCCUGUCUGGGGGGUGGUGAAGCAAUGAGUGUAAAUUACAAAGAGAGAAAAUAAAGUAGCAAGAAAAACUGAGCUCCAAAGUCUAAGAGAGAGAAUAAUAAAGAGGGAGGUGGUGGGUUUGUUUGUAAUUGUAAAGCAAUGUUACAAGAUUCUAAGGAGAUAAAGACGAUUGAGCAGUGGAGAUGGUCUGAAAUGCAAGGUCUUGAACUUGUGUCAGCUCCCUCAGACAACUCUUUUAAAGACAACGCAUCACCAACAACAACACCCAUACCAACACCAACAACAGAACCAACUACACCAUCAAUAAUAACAGACAUAGAAGAGAGAGAAGCCCAAGUGUUUGUGGACAAAGAAUUUAGUGCAGAGAGUGAGAACAGAGGAGGAGAGAGAAGAGAAAUGGAGGUUUCUGAGGGAAAGAAAGAUGGUGGGCAUGGAGAGAAGCCUGGUUCAGCGAUUCCCACAGCUGGGUUUGGUGAGCUUUUCAGAUUUGCAGAUAAACUGGACUAUGUUUUGAUGGCAAUUGGAACAGUUGGUGCCUUUAUACAUGGUUGUUCAUUGCCGUUGUUUCUCCGAUUUUUCGCUGAUCUUGUUAAUUCCUUUGGGGCUAAUGCCAACAACGUUGAUAAGAUGGCACAAGAAGUUUUGAAGUAUGCAUUUUACUUUCUCGUAGUUGGAGCUGCAAUAUGGGCAUCUUCAUGGGCAGAGAUAUCUUGUUGGAUGUGGACUGGAGAGAGGCAAUCUACCAAAAUGAGAAUUAAGUACUUAGAAGCAGCCUUGAAUCAAGAUAUUCAAUACUUUGACACAGUGGUUCGAACAUCGGAUGUGGUUUUUGCCAUUAAUACCGAUGCAGUGAUGGUCCAAGACGCCAUUAGCGAGAAGUUGGGCAAUUUCAUACACUAUAUGGCAACAUUUGUGUCUGGAUUUGUGGUUGGUUUCACUGCUGUGUGGCAAUUAGCCCUGGCCACUCUGGGCGUUGUUCCUCUCAUAGCUGUAAUUGCAGCCAUCUACACCUCCACAUUAGCCAAGCUAACUGCCAAGAGCCAGGAAGCUCUUUCACAAGCAGGAAACGUUGUAGAACAGACAAUUGUCCAAAUCCGGACCGUUACAGCGUUUGUUGGUGAGUCAAGAGCAUUACAAGCAUACUCCGCAGCAUUGAAGGUUUCUCAGAGGCUGGGCUACAAGAGUGGUUUCGCCAAGGGAAUGGGACUUGGGGCAACAUACUUCAUUGUGUUCUGUGGUUACGCACUUCUGCUUUGGUAUGGGGGUUAUCUGGUUAGGCACCACUUCACCAAUGGAGGACUUGCCAUAGCCACAAUGUUCUCUGUUAUGAUUGGCGGCUUGGCUUUAGGACAGUCUGCUCCAAGCAUGGCUGCAUUUGCAAAGGCCAGAGUUGCGGCCGCUAAAAUUUUCCGAAUAAUCGAUCACAAACCAGGUGUUGAUAGAAACAGUGAAUUGGGUCUGGAAUUAGACUCUGUUACAGGACAGGUAGAGCUGAAAAAUGUGGAUUUCUCAUACCCAUCAAGGCCAGAAAUCCAAAUACUCAACAAUUUCUGCUUAAAUGUCCCAGCCGGGAAGACGAUAGCUCUGGUUGGAAGCAGUGGUUCCGGCAAGAGCACUGUAGUUUCCCUCAUUGAGAGAUUUUACGAUACCACUUCAGGACAAGUUCUGCUGGAUGGGCAUGACAUAAAGACAGUAAAGCUGAGGUGGCUGAGGCAGCAAAUUGGGCUUGUCAGCCAAGAACCAGCUCUGUUUGCUACCACGAUUAAGGAAAACAUACUCUUGGGUCGAUCCGAUGCAAGUCUAAUUCAGGUCGAAGAAGCUGCAAGAGUUGCCAAUGCCCAUUCAUUCAUUGUCAAGCUUCCUGAUGGCUAUGAUACUCAGGUCGGAGAGAGAGGAUUGCAACUCUCAGGUGGACAGAAGCAGAGAAUAGCUAUAGCAAGAGCAAUGCUGAAAAACCCAGCAAUUUUGCUUUUAGAUGAGGCGACAAGUGCGUUGGACUCUGAAUCAGAAAAGCUAGUGCAGGAGGCACUUGAUCGCUUCAUGAUUGGGAGGACAACUCUUGUCAUCGCCCACCGCCUCUCCACCAUCCGUAAGGCAGACCUUGUUGCUGUGCUGCAGCUGGGUAGCGUCUCUGAAAUUGGAACCCACGAUGAGCUCAUUAGCAAAGGAGACAAUGGUAUCUAUGCUAAGCUUAUCCGAAUGCAGGAAAUGGCUCAUGAAACUGCUCUUAAUAAUGCUAGAAAGAGCAGUGCAAGGCCUUCUAGUGCAAGGAAUUCAGUAAGCUCCCCAAUAAUUGCCCGAAACUCUUCAUAUGGCCGAUCACCAUACUCACGCCGGCUAUCUGACUUUUCUACUUCUGACUUCAGCCUCUCCCUGGAUGCUGCAUACCCCAAUUAUCGGCUUGAAAAGCUUGCAUUUAAGGAGCAAGCUAGUUCCUUCUGGCGCCUUGCAAAAAUGAAUUCUCCUGAGUGGGCUUAUGCAUUAGUUGGUUCCAUAGGCUCUGUUGUUUGUGGUUCCCUUAGUGCCUUCUUUGCAUAUGUCUUGAGUGCUGUCCUCAGUGUCUACUACAAUCCAAACCAUGGCUUUAUGAGCAGAGAAAUCGCAAAAUACUGCUACCUUUUGAUUGGGGUGUCAUCAGCUGCACUUAUUUUCAACACAAUGCAACAUUUUUUCUGGGAUGUUGUGGGUGAAAAUUUAACAAAACGUGUGAGGGAGAAAAUGCUGACGGCAGUUCUGAAAAAUGAAAUGGCAUGGUUUGAUCAAGAGGAAAAUGAGAGUUCUAGAAUUGCGGCAAGGCUGGCUCUUGAUGCCAACAAUGUUAGGUCAGCUAUUGGGGACCGCAUUUCGGUGAUCAUGCAGAACUCAGCUCUCAUGCUAGUAGCCUGCACUGCAGGGUUUGUUUUACAGUGGCGUCUAGCCCUUGUCCUCAUUGCUGUUUUCCCUAUUGUCGUGGCAGCCACUGUUUUGCAGAAAAUGUUCAUGAAUGGAUUCUCGGGAGACCUAGAAGCUGCACAUUCCAAAGCAACACAACUAGCAGGGGAAGCUGUGGCAAAUGUAAGAACAGUUGCUGCCUUCAAUUCAGAAUCCAAAAUCCUCAGCUUAUUCACCUCCAAUCUACAAAUUCCACUGCGGCGUUGUUUUUGGAAGGGACAGAUUGCUGGAAGUGGAUAUGGGAUAGCACAGUUCUUACUUUAUGCUUCCUAUGCCCUGGGCCUUUGGUAUGCCUCCUGGCUCGUGAAGCAUGGGAUCUCUGACUUCUCUAAGACAAUCCGUGUUUUCAUGGUCCUCAUGGUGUCCGCCAAUGGUGCAGCUGAAACACUGACCCUAGCCCCUGAUUUCAUCAAGGGUGGUCGAGCAAUGAGGUCUGUGUUCGACCUUCUUGACCGCAAAACUGAAAUUGAUCCUGAUGAUGCAGAUGCUACCCAAGUUCCUGACCACCUUCGUGGGGAAGUGGAAUUCAAGCAUGUAGAUUUUUCUUAUCCCACUCGCCCUGAUGUGCCUAUUUUCCGUGACCUUACUCUUCGUGCCCGAGCUAGCAAAACUCUUGCCCUUGUGGGUCCUAGUGGGAGUGGUAAGAGUUCAGUUAUUGCACUUAUACAGCGAUUCUAUGAGCCAUCAUCGGGACGUGUUAUGAUUGAUGGGAAAGAUAUCCGAAAAUACAACCUUAAGUCACUGCGACGCCACAUUGCAAUGGUGUCCCAGGAGCCAUGCCUCUUUGCUACAACUAUUUAUGAAAACAUUGCUUAUGGGCAUGAGUCAGCAACAGAAGCUGAGAUAAUUGAAGCAGCUACUCUGGCAAAUGCACACAAAUUCAUCUCCUCAUUGCCUGAUGGCUACAAAACAUUUGUUGGGGAAAGGGGAGUUCAAUUGUCUGGAGGACAGAAGCAAAGAAUCGCCAUUGCUCGGGCUUUCUUAAGGAAGGCAGAGCUAAUGCUGCUAGAUGAAGCUACAAGUGCCCUUGAUGCAGAGUCAGAAAGGUCUGUACAAGACGCUUUGGAGCGCGCUUGCUCGGGAAAGACCACCAUUGUGGUGGCACACCGGCUAUCAACAAUAAGAAACGCCCAUGUCAUUGCUGUGAUAGACGAUGGGAAAGUGGCGGAACAAGGUUCCCACUCACACCUAUUGAAAAACCACCCUGACGGGUGUUAUGCACGUAUGAUACAAUUACAAAGGUUCACACAUGGGCAAGCCCUGAAUAUGGCAUCAUCUUCAAGUUCUUCGGCACAAACCAGAGAAGAAGAUGAGCAACGUGGUCAAUGAGGAGAAAGGAAAUACCACUAGAAAAGAGUAUAUCUCUUAUACCCUUGUACGAUUUGUUGUCGAAUUUCCUGUUAUUGCUGUUUAUUUUGGUAUACUAUAGUCUGUUAAUUAUCUGCAUUCACCAUAAUAUAAGUUAUUUUCCAAUGAUAUCUUUUGACUCCAGUAAUACCGAGUCACUCAGUUUUUUUUUGAUCAGA
This is a messenger RNA of Ilex paraguariensis (yerba mate), 4626 nucleotides long. The record is from the annotation of a GenBank genome assembly. NCBI's taxonomy places the organism in Eukaryota, Viridiplantae, Streptophyta, Magnoliopsida, Aquifoliales, Aquifoliaceae.